ACAGCGAGAGCUUUGCUUUGGCAGCGUCUCGGUUGAGCUCCUGCUCGCCAUCUCCACGGGACUCUAGGUCCGCCUUCAGCAGCUUGUUUCGGAUUUUUGCGAGUAAUUUACACCUUCUGCAGCUUGGUUGGUGCUGCGGUGCGGUGCGGUGUGGUUAUUGUUUGGGUUUGUACAGAAUCUGGUGCUUAGUUAUGGAGGUGGUGGACGAUUUACCUCGGAUACAUGGUGGCUAAAAAGCUUGUUGAUAGAUUAAUGUGUGAAUGUCAUUCACGGGAAGUCUGGGAUGGUGGAAAGUUGAGGAGGCAAGGCUGAGUGGGUGGUUGUGGCAGUGUGUUAUGCAAAAUGUGGGACUGAAUGGGAAAACAGAUCUUUAGGGUAUGAGAGUGUUGAGUUCAUUUCGGGCAGGUUUUGAUGGUUCUUAGGGUUUGACGAGAAGAAUUAAUGGGGCAACUGUAGGUGUCGUCUUUGGCGGUGGUGUCCCUUGCUUGAGUGUAUUUUGGAAUUUAUGCUCUGCCGAUUUCAAAUUGUGAAACACAGUGAAAAGAGUGUUGAUUGUACUGCAAGUUAAGAGCGAGGGGGCAGAGAGGCGAGUUGUCAUCGAGCAGGUGGAGAAGGUGAUGUGUACAUUUUUAUUUUGGACGUGAAUAGAACUGAGGUGUAUCGUUUGUGCGGGGGAGUGUAGCAGGAAUGUUGUGGAAAUUGCAGUUUUUUGGUGUCAACCAAUAGGAAGAUAUUUUCCUGAAGUUGACAAUUGAGACGAGCGAGGGAGAUAAAAGAUUCUGCAUUUGCUCUGAUGGUUUCGAAUGCCCAGGGACAGACAUAAUGGCGAUGUCAUUGGAAGUGGACCUCCGGGCAAUAUAAGGAUGGCCCGAGGUUCUGUUCCAGAGCGUGAAAGAGAGCUGAUGAAGUUUGGGAACUAUCCUGCCAGACAGUUGAUUGUUGAGAGGGAUAUGUUGGACGGCGACCCUAGGAGAGUAGGUCACCUCACAAUGACAGGCAGAGAAAUGGAGACGGAUGAUGGUCCGGUUGAUAGAGGCCCAGGUGGAAAUCGAGAAGAGAUUGCCUCAGCGGCUGAAGAGCUACUGGAACUUGUCACGCAGUAUAAGUCUGCACUAGUGGAGUUGACAUUUAACUCCAAACCCAUCAUCACUAAUUUGACUAUCAUAGCCGGGGAGAAUGCGCACGCCGCCCACGGCAUAACGAAAACGAUCUGCGACCACAUUAUUACGGUUCCAAAGGACCAGAAGCUUCCAUCUUUAUACCUCCUUGAUAGUAUUGUGAAGAAUAUUGGAGGCGAGUAUGUAAAAUACUUUGCUGCACGACUUCCUGAGGUUUUUUGUAAAGCAUACAGACAAGUAGAUCCAAGUCUUUACACAGCAAUGCAACAUCUAUUUUGGACCUGGCGGGGUGUUUUUCCACAAGCUCCUCUUAGAACAAUCGAGACAGAACUGCAGUUGGGCCCGAAGCCUGGUGCUCCUGCUAGUAUUACUCAGCCCCCAAGAGCCGUGGACCCUGCUGUGCGUCCUGGACAUGGUAUACAUGUGAAUCCGAAGUACUUGGAGCAACGCCAACUUAUACAGCAGACAAGACCAAGCAGGGUUGAUAGUAUGUCUCCUGCGGAAACCAACGGCGAUGCUAAAUUGAGGCAAGACAAAUCUACGCUACGGGAAAAUCCAAAGACAUGGCCGGAAACACAAAGAGCAAUUAUUGGGCAUUUCAAUCGAGAGCGUCUUGCUGAACCAGGUUACAACAAAGAGCUUACAUUGGAUUACUCAGAUUAUGAGCUUGGGAGACGGGGAGUUCCAAGACCCGAAAUUGGUAAAUUAAGAAAACUAGAGAGACUUGAUCAAGGAGAGAGCGGUUCGUGGUUACGUGAGGGAGAUGCCGAAAAAGGGAAUGGAGUUCCUGAUGAGCGGUCACAACGUCAUCCUCGUCGAAACGGCUGUCGGGAUGAUCCAAGGCAGUCGUUGGGAGCAAGGCCUGUAGGUGUGGAUGGGCAGGACUACAGUCGCACCUCUGGUCCAGGGAGAGGAGGUGCUUUUCUUGCGUCACAGUCUGUGGAUCUUGGUAGCAGAGGUAGAGGCGAAGUGCGGAGUCGUAGGAUGGAUCCUCGAAUUCCCGUUGGUGCGGAUGGAAGGGGUCGUAGAAUAGGGCUGGGGUCUGAAGUAGAAGAAGGGCGGGGAUACAGAAUCGACAGCCGAACCCGCAGUUUGGAGGCUGGUGGCCGAGGCAAUAGGUUGGAUACUCGUGGCAUGGGUCUGGAGAGUCGGGGGUUAGUCCCAGACGGUUCUGGACUACGGCCUAAUGUUCGGGGUUCAGUGCUUGACAACCGUGCUUUACGAUCUGAAACCGUUGGGCUAGGAGCAGAUAGUCGAGGCUUGAGGUUAGAUCGGGGCCUGGGUAGCGAGGUCGUAGGGAGGGGAAACUGGCAAAAUGAAGAAGAAGAGGAAUUUCAAUGGGAAGAUAUGCAUCCACAGGUACAGGAACCAGAUCGAAAGGCCGGCGACAGUAAAGCGGAUGAAUGGUUAAGUGUAGACAGGGACAUGAUAAGGGCAGGAAAUUCGAACAGGCCAGGGAUUGAACCCGUGGGAGGUUUGGACGACUGGCGGAGAGUUGGAAGCGGUUCUCAAUCCGAACAGUUCUCUGGUCCAGCAGCAAUUCGGGGAACUCUCCGCAGAGAGUCUGAGGAGCGCAGUCGACUCGCGAUGUCCCAGUCUAGUCAUGGGUCUCGUUUGAAGGUGGAGCCGGACAUGGAUGUGAUGAAUUCUGGUCAGACAAGAUUACCUCCAGUGCAGGUGACGCUUCCGAAUUUCAGCAUGGCACUAAGUACGUCAAACGUGCAACCACGACCAGGGACUCCUCCAAUCCUUUCCCCAGGUGGAAGAGACAGCGUUCAAGGUGGACGAGGAGCAUAUGGGUUGAGGCAAAACUACGGGUCGAAUCUAGGGCAGGGUCCGGGUUAUAACAGCUCGUCUGGUGUUCCGUUUGGUCAAGGCCAGAAUGAUGGGCAGGCGAACGGAGUACAUUCCUCGCAGGCAGUUCCAUGUUCAGUAGGUUUACCGCAAGUGUCUGCAGGUGGAAUGUUGCAAUUGCCUCUGUUUGGUCCGAGUCAGCAGGCAGGUAAUUCGAGCGUGCAGGUUGCGGUGAUAUCUCAGCAGAGCGGUCUUGUGAGUUCAGAGGGCACGCAGAACCAGUACCCGCAACAAAGCGGGAGUGGAGUGGUGACAAUGCAAGCGCAGUUGAAUCAGUUCCAGCAGGCAACACAAGGAGGGUCAAGUUUGGGUGGUAAUCAGGGUGGUGUUCUCCCCCUGAACACCGCAGCGAUUUCUGAGCUGCUGAAACUAGUACAGCAGUUGCCAGCUUCGCAGAACCCGAUGCAGCAACAGCAGCAAGCGCUUCCUUCAUCGCAAACCCAGUCGCAGAUUGUAACGACGGGUCAGGUGUUGCAGUCGGUUUCAGGCGCACCUCCUCUACCGAACGGUUCGCCGCCUAGUUUUUUGUACAACUCGGUAGCACAACAGGGAGGGCAGUACACGACAGCACAGGGUCAGGUGCUGGCGCCUCCAAUGCUGUACCCCAGCCAGGCGGGAGGUGUUCCGAACCAGCCUCCUCUUCCUCCUGGUCCGCCACCAGCGUCAGCUCUGACGGGCAAUUCCGGGGGUCAGGGGUCUGGGGGAGCGGGAGUGAACCAGUUCGACAACCUGUUCAAGUCGCUGCUAGCUCAAGGCCUGAUAUCUGCUCCCGGUGCGACGGCUGCGACGAGUGUCCAAGCUGCGGUGGUGGAUGUGCGAGGAGGGAUGAACGCGGCGAGCACGAGUUCGUCGUUCUUCAACCCAAAUGUAGGCAGCGUGCAGGCGAGCAGUGUGCAGGCGUUUGCGCUUUCGAGUGGUUUGGGGGGCAGCGUGGGUCCCGGCGCGGACAGCUCAUCUCGGUACGCGGGUGAUGCAGCAGCAGGGAGCCAGGGUGUGGCAGUGAAGGAUGAUCCAAUCGGGACGGAGUUCAAGCCGGAAGUGUUGAGGGAGAGGCACGAGGUGGUAAUAGACGCGCUGUACAAUGAUUUUCCUCGGCAAUGCAAGACGUGCGGGCUUCGAUUUUUGGAGCAAGAGGCUCACAGCAAGCACAUGGAUUGGCAUGUAUCGAGGAACAGGCGGCAGAAGUCGCAGAAGAAGGUGUCACGGAAGUGGUUCGUAAGCGAGAAGGAGUGGCUGAGCGGGACGGUGGCAUCGAGUGCGGAAGCGGCGCCUAGUUUUUUCGCUGCAGAGGUGGGUGCAGGUGCAGCGAAAGCGGACGAGGGCGAGAGUCUGGCGGUUCCAGCAGAUUACAACCAGAGCGUGUGCGCGUUGUGUGGAGAGCCAUUCGAUGAUUUUUACAGCGACGAGAGGGAUGAGUGGAUGUACAAGGGUGCGGUGUAUAUGAACGUUCCUGCGGGCGGUUCUAUAGAGGGGAUCGACAGUGUAAAUUUGGGGCCCAUUGUUCACGCGAAGUGCCAGACGGAGUCUGCAGCGACGGCAGAUCUAACGGAGGACAGCGAGGAGGUUCAACCGGAGUUGAUGGCAGCAGAUAGUGUUCGCAUGGAGGUUGAUGUGGGAGGGGGAGAUGAUACAGCCAUGCCGUUACUAGACAAUUUUGAAGCUUUGGAAAGCAAGGACGAGAACAUUGAAAUGGAGAACAGGAAGAAGAGAGUCCGGUAUUGACAUUUCGGGUGUUCCAGUGUAAACAGAGGCGUGUACGAGUGUCAGAGAUGUAGUAGGGGACAGUUGACAUGAGGAUGAUAAACGAUGUGAAAUUGACAGAUUCCUUAAUUGCUUGCUGAGGCAAUAGUUUAGAGAUGGAAGGAAGCAUUUGAUGUGGAUGAAGGAGUAAGAAAGGCGGCGUUAGAAAAACGUGAUGUUUCAUCUUUACAGUUGUGGUGUCCAAGGCAGUGUUGUCGUGAUAUGUGGGUAUGUUGUGAAUGGAUGAUGUGAAAUGGUAAUCGUUGUUGAGGGCAG
This is a messenger RNA of Physcomitrium patens, 4988 nucleotides long. RefSeq names its product polyadenylation and cleavage factor homolog 4. NCBI's taxonomy places the organism in Eukaryota, Viridiplantae, Streptophyta, Bryopsida, Funariales, Funariaceae. The record is from RefSeq and is a predicted model, not a curated record. Gene Ontology annotation, cellular component: cytoplasm; mRNA cleavage factor complex. Gene Ontology annotation, biological process: termination of RNA polymerase II transcription; mRNA 3'-end processing. Gene Ontology annotation, molecular function: RNA polymerase II complex binding; mRNA binding.